Diorhabda carinulata is the source of this 2863-nucleotide messenger RNA. It is a transcript of the gene Blot, whose product is annotated as sodium-dependent nutrient amino acid transporter 1-like. Bases 396 to 2828 code for a protein of 810 amino acids. The transcript has 11 exons. The record is from RefSeq and is a predicted model, not a curated record. NCBI's taxonomy places the organism in Eukaryota, Metazoa, Arthropoda, Insecta, Coleoptera, Chrysomelidae. Gene Ontology annotation, biological process: sodium ion transmembrane transport. Gene Ontology annotation, cellular component: membrane.
GAUUAUUUGUAGCUUGUUAAACGUUUACGUUGCCCGCACAAGGUAACUAACUCAUUACGUUAUCAGUAAAAGUUUGAAUUCCGAGGAUAUACCUAGCGAGAAAAUCAUAAAACCAGUUGAGUGUAUCGCGUGUACGCGACAACAUACACACAAACAACAUCAUAUACAUUUCGUUUCAGUACUUUUGAUACAACAAAAUGUACGCUCGUCUGAGUUUAAUUUAAACGCGAUUUUCUCACGAUACUCAUUUUCAAAUGUAACAUAUAUAUGUUAAUAGAUCUUUGUUGGAUUCGUUCUUGAGAUAAUAAUGCGAAAACUGAUGUUGUUUAGUGGAAAGUGUUUGUGUAAAUAUAUGUUCGGAAAUAAAUAGAAAAUAAUAAUAAAUUUUAUAGAAAAUGCGUGGAAAGUGGAACAAUAAUGAACAAGUUGGUAAUGGUAAUUCUACAAUACCUAGAACGGGUAUCGAUUUCGAAAACAUUAAAUUCAAACACAUCCGCCAUUCGCCAUCGUUGCGAGCCAUUAAAACAUACAACGAUUUACCUGUAGAAGGAAAUUUUCAAAAUGAUAUCGAUUUACGAUUAUACACACCUCCAAAAUACGAUACGUCCAGUAUGUCACGGAUGUCAGUCGGUAGUAGAGGCUCAACGGAACCUAAUAAUAUAUAUGAGGUCGUUAAGGGGAGCGGAACCAUGUCUGUUGCAUCGGGAUCUGAAUACACUUCGGAAAUCAACGAGAUGGGAUCUACGUCCAGAUUAGUUCCAACUAAAAUUGAGCAGUCAUGCCAGACAAUAUUAAAUUACAUAUCCACGACAUUGUGCACCAUAUCCAUGGCAUUAGGAUUAGGAAAUUUAUACAGGUUACCACAAACGACAAUGAUACGGGGUGGUUUACCGUUUCUAAUAGCUCAUCUUAUAUUAACGAUUUUUAUUGGAUUGCCACUGAUUUUUUUAGAAUUGGGAAUGGGACAAUUGGCAGAAGAAGGAUUUAUAAAAUCCUGGAGGGUCAUACCAUUUUUUAGGGGAAUUGGUUACGUGAAAUUUCUAGCAGGAUAUAUGUUAAGUAUUUAUUAUCCGCUGUAUAUGGGUUUGUCUCUUUAUUACGUAAUAUGGAUAUGGAAAGGAUCAAUUCCACUACAAGAAUGUUCUAGUGGCGUUAAAAUAACAGAGGAUGGAUACUCAUUUUAUGGAAAAAAUGGACAACAAUGUUUGAGGUCCACUUUUUUGAAAUCCAUAUUUGAAGACCCUUAUUGGUUUGGAAUAUUUGCAAUGAUAUUAUUUGUAAUUUGGAUAAUAUCAACCAUUCUAACAAUUGGUAAAACGAAAGGAUACAUAAGAUCGCUGAUAAUGCUAUUUUUUCCAACGGUAGGAUGUCUUAUUGCAUUACUCGCAAAUUCUGUGAUGAAUCAAACUGAAUUGGCGAAUUUUUUCAUCGAUGCCGACUGGAGUUUACUGGAAAGUCCUAAUGUUUGGUAUUAUGCUAUUGUACAAGUAUUUUUUUCAUCUACAGUUGGAUUUGGAUCGUUCGUUACAAAUGCUGGCAUUAUUUAUAAUAAAGUAAAUCCAUUUUGGACUGCCUUUGGAUAUUGCGCAAUAAAUACAAUAUUCGGAAUCGGCUCUACUGUCAUAUCUCAAUCUCUAUCCAAUCACACCAGGGUGAAUGUGACACCAACUGAAGGUGAUGUGGCUGAAAUUUUGUUGGUUUCUCUUAUAUACGAUAUGGGAAGUGCAAGCACUGCAAGUGACAAAAAAAUCUGGACAAUUCUCAUAUUUGUGUUAUUUAUAUUGGCCGGACUUAUUAGUAUGGCUACUCUAUCUUACACGUUAUUAAAAGCUAUAACUGUUGGAAGUAGGGCAAGAUUAGGUUGGUGGCAAGCCAGUUUACUUCUUAGCAUUUCAGGAUUUAUUUUUGGUUGCCUGAUACUUCUGAAAACGGAAUUUGAUAUUGUACAUUUACUGGAUCAUUACAUUGUUGGAAACCUUAUUCUCAUCACAUCUAUUUUAGAAGUACUCACAUUAUUAACAUUUUACGGGGCGGAGCGAAUAAGAUCGGACUUUGAAUUUAUGCUCGGCCACAUACUAUCCCGUUUUUGGUUAAUCUUAUGGUGGAUAAGCCCCAUGGUGAUGACAGGUUUAUUUGCAUGGGGCAUGACUACGUUACCUCUUGAAGGUAUUUUUAAAGAUGAUGCUGUAUGGGUUUAUGGAAUUGGAUGGGGAGUGGUAUUAACAGCUACACUAUUAAUAUUUGUGAUUGGAAUCUACGUAGUAUGUAAACAAGAUGGAUACACAUUUAUAGAGAGAUUUAAAACUUCUUUGAAACCGUCCAAGAAUUGGGGACCGAAAGAUCCAAUAUCGAGACAUAAUUGGAUCCAGUGGAAUAGUAAAACUCAGUCCGGAGAAAGAGAUUUUACUUUGAAAAGAAAAGGUACAAAGGACUAUACGAAAUCGAUUAAAAGAAAUAAAAAGUUGAUGAUUGCUGAUAAAAUAAAUGAAAAAGGAUUGUACACAGAAAAUAAACAACAACAAAUUAUCGGGAAAAAUAACAUAUACGCAGAAUUGAAUCAAGCUAGAAACGGCAAACCAAUAGAAAAUAGAAAUGGACAAUUCAAAGUGAUUUCCCUUACAGAUUCUCUAGAUUCCUCUGCAACAUAUUAUACAGAUAAAAGGAUACCUAGGAAUCCUCUGGCAAGGAGAGAAUUUACAAUAAAUGGUGCCCAACCAGAUGAAUAUGGAACCUUUAGAAAAGGUCCUUAUAUUAUACAAAAUAAUGUAGGUGUUGAUCAUGUUUGUCUUAGAAAAUUGAGUGAUAAUGAAGAUGCCACAGAUUUAUAGAUAUAUUUAACUUGUAUAUUAAAUUUUUCUAUUUU